Molecule: messenger RNA, 3826 nt
Organism: Capsella rubella
Lineage: Eukaryota; Viridiplantae; Streptophyta; Magnoliopsida; Brassicales; Brassicaceae
Product: protein SMG7
Exons: 8
Coding region: 156-3251 (1031 amino acids)
Biological process (GO): nuclear-transcribed mRNA catabolic process, nonsense-mediated decay
Cellular component (GO): telomerase holoenzyme complex
Molecular function (GO): telomerase RNA binding; protein binding; telomeric repeat DNA binding
Source: RefSeq, a predicted model, not a curated record
CCUUCACCGUCUCUUUUUUUUUUUCCUCUCUCUCGCAGCGAAAAAAAACCCUAGUUUCUCUCUCCUUUCACCGAUUUUUUUCCUUCCGAUGCUUCUGCUCCCAUAGCCAUUCACAGAUCUGGUUAAGUAUGAAAUAACCCUGACAACUUUGAUGGAUGAUGACUUUGCAGAUGGAUAAAACUACUGCUUCCUCCCCAAGGGAGCGAGCCAAGGCCAUAUUUGAUAAGACUGUUGAGUUAGAAAACAAGCGUUGGAAGGAUGCUCAGGCUAGAAAACAGGCUGACCCAAAUUUGUGGCAGCAAAUUCGUGAGAAUUACGAAGCAAUACUUCUUGAAGAUCAUACCUUUUCUGAGCAGCACAGCAUUGAACUUACACUGUGGCAACUUCAUUACAAAUUCAUUGAGGAGUUCAGAGCACGCAUCCAUGCUGCAUUGAGUUCUGGUAGCUCGAGUGCGGCACAAAAUGUAAAGGGUCCUUCUAGACCCGACCGCAUUGCAGCCCUCAAGCUGCAGUUCAGAACAUUCAUUACAGAAGCAACUGGAUUUUACCAUGGUAUGAUCUUAAAAAUUCGAUCAAAGUAUGGUCUUCCCUUUGGUUACUUUUCUGAGGAUCAAGAGAGUCAAAACUUGACUGAUAACGAUGGAAAGAAGUCGGCAGAAGUUAAAAAAGGCUUGGUAUCUUGUCAUCGUUGCUUAAUAUACCUUGGUGAUCUGGCUCGGUAUAAAGGAUUGUAUGGGGAGGGGGAUUCCAAGAUCAGAGAGUAUACUGCUGCUAAAAGUUACUAUUUGCAAGCAGCUUCUCUAUUGCCUGCCAGUGGAAACCCACAUCAUCAGCUUGCUAUAAUUGCUUCUUACUCGGGGGAUGAGUUUGCAGCAACAUAUCGUUACUUCCGGAGUUUGGCUGUAGAGAGCCCUUUUCCAACUGCCCGUGAUAACUUGAUUGUUGCUUUUGAAAAGAAUCGUCAGAGUUAUGCCCAAUUGUGUGUGGCUUCCAAAGACUCAUCUAAGAGGCAGACUGGUAAAGGACGAGGGAAAGGUAAAGAUAUUUCAUCGAAAGAUGCAAACUUGGUAGCUGGUCCUGAGAAGGAUAAAGUAACUAGUGGAAAUGAGAUGCUUAAAGCAUUCUGCAUUAGAUUUGUUCGUCUCAACGGGAUUCUAUUUACCCGAACAAGCCUGGAGACGUUCUUAGAUGUUCUUGCCUCCACUAGCAGCAGUUUACGAGAGGUAAUUUCUUCUAGCACAGUGGAAGGGCUGAGUUUGGGCUUAGACACCAGUAACAGCGCACUUUUCAUAGUUAGACUCGUGGCAAUUCUGAUAUUCAGCGUUCAUAACUCAAAGAAAGAGACAGAAGGUCAGUCAUAUGCAGAAAUUGUACAGCGAGUGGAGCCUGCCAGAAACUCUUUAACAGCUAGUUUUCAGUUGCUUGGACACAUAAUAGAGCAGUGUGUGCAAUUGCGUGAUCCUUCGACGAGUUACUUCCUGCCUGGUAUCUUGGUUUUUGUUGAAUGGUUGGCGUGUUGUCCUGAUAUUGCACUAGCAAGUGAUCCGGAUGACAGACAGACUACUGUGAGAAAUAGCUUUUGGAACCAGUGUGUUACCUUCUUCAAUCAGAUCUUGUUGUUGCUUGGGCCUAUGUUUUUGGAUGAUGUUGAAGACGAGACUUGCUUCUCAAACAUGAGCUUGUAUGAUGAAGGAGAAACUGAAAACCGACUUGCGCUAUGGGAGGACUUUGAACUAAGAGGAUUCUUGCCACUGCUUCCCGCUCAGACUAUUCUCGACUUCUCAAGGAAACAUUCCUUUGUAACUGAAGGUCCCAAGGAAAAGAAAGCUCGUGUAAAGAGGAUCCUAGCAGCAGGGAAAGCUUUGACCAGUGUGAUCAAAGUUGAUGAUAAUGAUGUGUAUUAUGAUUCUAAGAAGAAGAAGUUUCUUGUUGGUGUAAAACCCUCAGAUGACUUGUUGGAUUCUCAUUCAAGCCCGCCUAAAGCUGAUGCUUUGCAAGAUAACCAAGUAAUGGUGAAUCAUAACUCACCAUUUAUACAGCAAGACCAGCAGAUUUAUAUGGGUGAGGAGGAUGAUGAUGAUGAAGUAAUUGUUUUCAAGCCGCUAGUUACUGAAAAGAGGAAAACGGCUUCUGACCAAAUAUGUGUUUCUAGUGGUGGCUUCAGGAAACCUGAUCAAGUUGCCACUACGGGGAACUUAAAACCUCUGAGUGGUUCGGAUUCAGCUUUUCGUGAAAAUCAACUUCUGCAAGCUAGAGGCAAUGCGAGUAUUCAAGUGCCUGCAUCUGUUGAUUCCAACCUUUUGGGACUCCUUCAGGCAUCAACCCAGUCUCAGGCAAUGCAUUUGCAACAAGUGCAGACACAGGCAGUUAAUCCUCAGGCAGCCCAAUCAUUAGCUGCUGCACGACUUCAGCUAAUGCAAUCACAGGUCGCACAUCUUCAACCACUGUCAUCACGGGUUGUGCACUUUCAACAAACUCAAGCUCCGGUUUCACAUGUUUCACCAGUCCAGUCACAAUCUGCUUCCCUUGUUGGUGGUACCAAGUGGUUACCAGAAGAAGCUGCUUCUCUUGCUAAUACCCUAUCUAGUUUUGCUCAGAUGGGUAAUGGUCAUGUGAUGAAAAAUGAGAUGCAUGGAAAUCAUGGAGUUUCCUAUCACCCUGCACACUCAGAACCAGCCCAGCAGUCUUACAAUGUCAAUGGUAUGGGUGGUAUGCCAUAUUCUCAGUCACUAACACCUGAAGCUGUAUUCCCACCCAAAAGUGAUGCUGUUUCAUCAUCUGGAGCUAUUGCCGAUGGCCUGGGCGUCCAAUCUUCAUUAGCAAGAAAAAAUCCAAUCAGUAGAGCCUUUAGGCAUCUUGGCCCUCCGCCUGGGUUUAACUCUGUCCCCUCUAAGCUGCAAAAGGAGCCAGCACCUGGUUCUGACUUGUCUGGGAACAAUCUAGCGGUUGAUGAUUACAGCUGGUUGGAUGGAUACCAAGCUCAGUCUUCUCGAGGCGCUGCUGCGCUCAACAGUUCUUUGAAUUAUGCUUCUUCUGGGAAACCAGAACACAUGGGUACCAGCAAUGGAAUGAAUGGGGCUACUAACUUCCCAUUCCCUGGGAAACAAGUUCCAACAUCACAGGUCCAAGCAGAUUUUCCAUACUUUCAAAACCCUCUGAAAGAGAGCUUUGCGAACCAGAACCAUCAAUCAGCUCAACUCCCUGAGCAAUAUCAAGGACAGUCGACUUGGUCGAGUCGUCACUUUGUGUGAGAGGAAAGGAAGAGUAACACGGUUAGUGUUACGGAACGUUUUAUGCUACCUAACUCCAACUGAGUAAUGUUCUGUUGAAGUCUCUAGUUGGAGUCUUUGUGGCCUUGGCUUCUUGUGGGGCACUUCCUACCUGACAGAUUCUGGACUCGGCUCAUGUUGGUGAAAGAGAUAUGUGGUAACAAGAAUGAAUGAAUGGUUCUGUGGAAUGAUAGGAGUAAAGUGCCUUUCUCGUGCUACUGAGGUGGAGAUGUUAGACCUUAUGAAUAAGAAAGGAAACGUACCUUGUGGCUCGCUCUUGAUAUCUGAAGCAGUUGAUGGCUGUUUUGCCCUGUUUACAUUUUCUUUUUUUUUUUCUCUUUUUUUUUUUUUCUUUUUUUUCUUUUUUUGCGUAUGAAUGUGUAGCUGUCGUCCUCUUGCACAGCUAUCUUUCUCUUGGAUUGCUUUGCUUUUCCUCCUUUGUUCUAUGCCUGUCUCAAACUUCUCUCCGUUUUGCUGUGUCAGUCUAAGUUGAACCAUCAUAAGGUGUGCGAAACCUUGCAUUUGGUUAUGAAUAAAAAGGGACAUGUGUUGAAACA